This is a messenger RNA of Benincasa hispida (wax gourd), 2866 nucleotides long. RefSeq names its product WD repeat-containing protein PCN-like. Gene Ontology annotation, biological process: meristem maintenance; meristem growth. The record is from RefSeq and is a predicted model, not a curated record. Gene Ontology annotation, molecular function: protein binding. NCBI's taxonomy places the organism in Eukaryota, Viridiplantae, Streptophyta, Magnoliopsida, Cucurbitales, Cucurbitaceae.
AACCCUUUUCGGCUGCGCCUAAACCUAGUCGCCAACUUCCUCUUCCUCUUUCGAUCGAUUGCCCUUUUUCCUUGGCUUCCCUUCUUCUAAACCUAGUCUGCCAAGUUCUUGCUUGGUCGGUCCCGACACCAAUCAACUAAGGAUUCUUAUUUUCUUCUGUUUGUUGGGAAAAAUGAUUGAAUUUUAUCGGAAUUCUUCAAUUGAGUGGAAGCCCUCUCCUGUAGUAGCGCUAGCCUCCAGUGCCGAUGAUUCUCAGGUCGCAGCUGCCCGAGAAGACGGCUCGCUUGAGAUUUGGCUGGUGUCUCCUGGUUCUGUCGGGUGGCACUGUCAAUUGACGAUUAGUGGAGACCCUACUUCUAGGGUUUCAUCACUUGUCUGGUGCUCUGCCGGUUCAAAAGAUAGGCCUUUCGGUCGCUUAUUUUCGUCCAGCAUUGAUGGUUCAAUUUCGGAAUGGGAUUUGUUUGAUUUAACGCAGAAGUCUGUUUUAGAAUCAAUUGGCGUCUCCAUCUGGCAAAUUGCUGCAGCACCCUGUAGUACUCAUGAGGUUCACAGGGAGGAGGUAAAUCCCCAAGACACUGAGAACGGGCACGUAACUGACGACGAGAGUGAUUGCGAGAGCGAAGAUGAUUCUAAUUCAUCUGAGCUUCAUGUCCAAUCUAGUGAUGAGAAUCCCUCUCUAGCAAUUGCUUGUGAUGAUGGUUGUGUGCGUAUUUACAAUAUAUGUGAUGCAGAAGAGUUUAUCUACAAAAGAUCGUUGCCUAGGGUCAGUGGUAGGGUUUUAAGUGUAACAUGGAGCAAUGAUGCAGAACGGAUAUUUUCAGGGAGCAGUGAUGGAUUUAUUCGAUGCUGGAAUGCUAAUCUUGGACAUGAGAUCUAUAGGAUUACUGCAGGACUUGGAGGUUUGGGCAGUGAACCAGAACUUUGUGUAUGGUCAUUGCUUUCCCUUAGGUGUGGUACCCUUGUUAGUGCCGAUAGUACUGGUAGUGUCCAGUUUUGGGACAGUAAUCAUGGAACUCUUUUACAAGCACACACCCUACACAAGGGUGAUGUGAACGCACUUGCAGCUACCCCUAAUCACAAUCGAGUAUAUUCUGCUGGCUCUGAUGGUCAGGUUAUUCUCUAUAAGCUCUCUAACGAGAAUGUUGCAUCUAGUGAAGACAAGUGUUCUUCUGAAACGAUGAAGAAAUGGAUUUAUGUUGGUCAUGUUAGGGCUCAUACUCACGAUAUCAGGGCUUUGACUGUUGCAGUACCAAUUUGUCGGGAAGAGCCAUCACAAGAUGAAGAGGUAAAAAGAAUCCGUUAUAAGAAGAAGCCUAAUGAUUUUAGCUAUCGUAAAUGGGCCCAUCUUGGAGUUCCAAUGCUAAUGUCUGGCGGUGAUGAUACGAAGCUGUUUGCAUAUUCUGCUCAGGAAUUUACCAAAUUUUCUCCCCAUGAUAUAUGUCCUGCGCCGCAAAGGGUACCUAUGCAACUUGUACUUAAUACUGUUUUCAACCAAGCACCGUUAUUACUUGUUCAGGCUGCCCACUCUCUGGAAAUCCUGUGUAUUCGCCCAAAAAGUGGUUCCUUUGGAGAUAAGGCUUGUGGCCCUUCUAAGGGACAAACAAAGGCAGAUUUAUUGGUUCGAGUUAAGAGCAAGGCAUCUCGAAAGAUUAUCUGCAGUACUAUUUCCAAUUCCGGAAAGCUAUUUGCAUAUUCUGAUCAUACCAAACCCAACUUAUUUGAGUUGAAGAAAUCUGGUGGAAGCAAAUGUUCGUGGACUGUUAUUAGAAGGAAACUUCCAAAUAUGCUACCAUUUGCCCAUUCUAUGGUCUUCAGUUUUGAUUCUUCUCGAUUAAUCAUAGCAGGACAUGAUAAAAGGAUAUAUGUUGUGGAUGUGGGUAGUUUGGAAGUCUUACAUAGUUUUACGCCUUUCCGGGAGCUGCAGGAUGCUACAUUGCCACCCACUGAACCUCCUAUAACAAAAUUAUUUACAAGUUCAGAUGGGCAGUGGUUAGCCGCAGUCAACUGCUUUGGAGAUAUAUAUGUUUUCAAUAUGGAGAUUAUGAGGCAACACUGGUUCAUUUCAAGACUAGAUGGUGCCUCAAUUACAGCUGGAGGCUUUCCUCAAUGGAACAACAAUGUGCUCGUAGUCACUACUUCUUCAAAUCAGGUUUAUGCAUUUGAUGUUGAGGCCAAACAAUUAGGAGACUGGUCAAUGCGACAUACACAAGCUCUUCCAAAGAGAUUCCAAGAAUUUCCUGGGGAGGUUAUUGGUCUCUCUUUCCCACCAUCUGCCACCUCUUUGCCUGUUAUCGUGUAUAGUUCCAGGGCAAUGUGCUUGAUUGACUUUAGGAUGUCGGUGGACCAAGAUGAUGAAUAUGUAAUGAUAAGUGGACAAGAUUCAACGGUGAAGAGUUUAUGGGGUACUCCAAUAAAUGGGAAAUUGAAACGUAAGUUAAGAGACUGCCAAACAGAGGGUAGACCACAUGGUAGAAAGAAUUUUGAAAUUUUUCCUUUUAGAGAUCCUGUUUUACUUAUUGGACACCUCUCCAAAACUUCACUCUUGAUUAUAGAAAAACCAUGGUUAGAAGUGGCUAACACUUUCGAUGCCCCACCUGUGCACAGACAUAUAUAUGGGACUUAAGUCUUCAUAUUAAUGGCUUUUUUCUAGGAUAUAUUUGAAUGUUGGAAUCCACCAUUCUUUCUACGACGUCUCUCGAUUUCUACAAUUUUGUUCCGGGGAGGGGGAUAAUCUGAGCGUCUAAAGCAGUGUUGUAUUGUAUUAUUGAAUUUUUUCUUGAACUUAAAAGUAGUUCUUUUAGUCUAUAAAGCUCUUGAAUAUGCCCUUCCCUCCCCCGCCCCCUGUCCUAACAAAUAAAAAAUACCC